This is a messenger RNA of Bombus huntii, 1540 nucleotides long. RefSeq names its product eukaryotic translation initiation factor 3 subunit M (gene eIF3m). Gene Ontology annotation, cellular component: eukaryotic translation initiation factor 3 complex; cytoplasm. Gene Ontology annotation, molecular function: translation initiation factor activity. Gene Ontology annotation, biological process: cytoplasmic translational initiation. NCBI's taxonomy places the organism in Eukaryota, Metazoa, Arthropoda, Insecta, Hymenoptera, Apidae. The record is from RefSeq and is a predicted model, not a curated record. The transcript is spliced from 7 exons. The coding region runs from base 449 to 1408 and encodes 319 amino acids.
GUUCGUGAGCCUUUGACGCGACGCGAUCAUCUUUUACGCCGCUACCGGUUAAUUCUCGUGUUUCGAAGCACGGAUCGGACAGACUCGGAAUUUACGGUGGCGCGCGCUCAACCCGGCAAUGCCGAAGGGAAGAAAAGCGGAUCGGUCGAAGAGGAGGUAGGGGAGCGGCGGGCAACGGUGUAGAAUAAAGGAUGCCCCGGUGGUUCGACCGACCGCGAGAAUACCGGCACGGCGACGAUACGGAGAGCCGAGAACGACCGAGAAAAGAUCCUGAAAGGCGCAAGAGCUAAGAAUAUAUUUUAAGAAUUUGGGAGCUGAAAUAAGUGAAGAAAAAUCUCCUAAAGGAAUAGAAGAUGAUUUACAUAAAAUUAUUGGUGUUUGUGAAGCUUGCUUCAAGGAAGGAAAUGAAAGUGAAAUAGAAACAGUCUUAAAUGACAUUGUAUCUAUUAUGAUUGUGAUCCCCACUGAACGUGCAGAAAAUUUAAUAUUAGCAUUUUGUGAGAAAUUAACAAAAGCUCCUGGAUAUAAACUUGGUUUAGUAUGUCUAAAAGCAUUGUGGUUAUUAUUUCAAUCUCUUCCUGAUGACUCUCCAAUGAGAUAUCAUGUCUAUUAUCACUUAGUUCAAAUUGCUCGCAAUGUGGAUCAAGUAAAAGCUGUGUAUGGUGGAAUAGAUCAAUUAAAGCAACAGUUUGCAUCACUUCCACCAUCGAAUGAACAAAUGCAGAAAUUACUUCGGUUACUUCAUGAAGUACUUUUAAGUUGCAAACAGGGGGAACAAGCUGCUGCUGUUAUGGUAGAACUUUUAGGUACAUAUACAGCAGAAAAUGCUUCUGCAGCUAGAGAAGAUGCACAACGUUGCAUUUUAGCUGCAUUGGCAGAUCCAAAUACAUUCUUGCUUGACCCAUUGUUAGCAUUAAAACCUGUAAGAUUCUUGGAAGGGGAACUCAUUCAUGAUUUACUUCUUGUCUUUGUACAAGACAAGUUACCUGCAUACUUAGAUUUUUAUCAACAUCAUAAGGAAUUUGUAGAACAUCAACUUGGAUUAAAUCAUGAGCAAAACAUGAAAAAAAUGAGACUACUAACAUUUAUGCAACUAGCAGAAACAAACCCUGAAAUGUCAUUUGAUACAAUUCAGGAAGAAUUACAAAUUAAUGAAGAUGAAGUGGAAAGUUUUAUUAUUGAUGUAUUGAAAACGAAACUUGUUAGAGCUCGUAUGGAUCAAGCUGGUCGCAAAGUUCUCAUUUCAAGUACCAUGCAUAGAACAUUUGGCAAACAACAGUGGAUGCAACUACGCGAUUUACUUGCAGCCUGGAAAGCAAAUUUAACUGCUGUACAAGAGGGUAUGAAAUCUGUAGCUGCUGCACAAAUGGAACUUGCUGGAAAAAACAAAACUUCUAUUACCCAUUGAUGACAUUUAACUUCUGUAUAUGUAAUUUAAAAUUUGUGCAUACAAAUAUUGAUUGGAAAUCAAGUUUAAUUAAUUUCUUAAUUAAUUUCCAACCUUACUUGAAUAAAUAAAUAUGCGCCGCGUGGUACAGUA